Messenger RNA from Dicrocoelium dendriticum, 693 nucleotides. The record is from the annotation of a GenBank genome assembly. NCBI's taxonomy places the organism in Eukaryota, Metazoa, Platyhelminthes, Trematoda, Plagiorchiida, Dicrocoeliidae.
CAAUGGAUCUCGCUCCUGCUCUCAAUAUUCCAACGUGUCCCAUGCUAAUUUGUACUGCAGCACUCCCGCCUGAAAAAUCCUGUGGCGACCUUGCGCAAUCACGCGCUUCCAAUGUUCGCAUACUUAAGUAAAAAGAUUGCAAUUCCGAACAACAAGAGGUUAGUUUCCGUUGCGUGGAGUAGAGAACAUGGGUACAUCGCUUGUGGUGGUGAGGAUGGCAUGUUGAAAGUCUUGAAACUGGAGGUGCAAAGCGACUGUAAAACUAAAGGACUGGCAGCACCGGCGAAUUUAGUUAUGAAUCAGACUCUGGAAGGCCACACAGGAGAGAUUAGAUAUUUAACUUGGAAUGAAAAGUUUAGAAAGCUUACAACAUCGGACCAGAUGGGGCUUAUAAUUGUUUGGAUGUUAUACAAGGGAUCCUGGUACGAAGAAAUGAUAAACAACAGAAACAAGUCCGUUGUUAGUUGUAUGAAGUGGGAGCCAAGUGGUCAACGGAUUUGUAUUGUUUAUGAAGAUGGUGCCGCUAUCGUUGGUUCCGUGGAUGGUAACCGGCUUUGGGGAAAAGAGCUAAAUUGCGGAAAUUUACUCGCGGUCGAAUGGUCGGCAGACAGCUCCAUGAUCCUCUUCGGGCUUGUGACUGGGGAGGUUAUCGUCUACGAUUACGCUGGAAACUACUUGGUAAAAAUAUUUUAG